UUUUGAGUUCUGUCGUCGUCCUCGUCGAAGCAAGGCUAUCUUCGAUCGGUGGCGCUCUUGCUCGAUCGUAUGAAAAAUUGUGAAAUCCGAUCGUGGACAGCACUCGGACCAGAAGUGAAGGUGAAAAGGGCGUGUCGGCUAGAAAGUCGGAUUGGCAAGUGGAAAACUGCAAUUCACAAAGGUGAAGAACCGACACGAAGUGGACAUACUUGUCCGAAGGACCGAACGCCAUUGUGAAAGUGUUGCCAGAAAGGGAUGAGAUGUGCACGCUGAAAAAAGAGUUCGGCCAUCUUCGAAAGGGCGAAGAAUACGGGUGCAGUGGCAUGCAGUUGCGGGCUGGAAAAUUGAUCGAGAUUAGAAAGAAGCUCCUGUUUGCAUCGCUUCGCGGCACGAACUUUGUCGGCGACGAACGACGACUGACGGAACUGAGGAACAAGAACGACGAGUUUUGUCAGCCCUGCGGAAUAUUGUGGUCCUUUAAUACUCCGAACGCACCUCACCAAGGAGGGAUCUCGGAGGUCAAAUCGAUGAAGCAACACUUGAGCGGAGUGCUCAACGGAUCUCACCAGAUGUACGAGGAGAUGUGAACGGUGCUGUACCGGGAAAAUGGUUCAAGGACCCGACUUUGCUGUACGAAGGAUUUCUGCUUGCCUUGAAGGAGGACAACUUACUGCCGCAAACGUGGAAGCUGGCACGGAUCGCCGAGCUCAGGAUCCGGUGGGAGAACGUUAACCCGAAUAUGGGUAGAUGUUAGUUGACAAUGUAGAGAAGGCACAGCCCUUGAGUUUUGCUUGACUUUAGUUUGAUUUUGUACCCGCGAGUUUAUGAAAUACAAAAUGUAGGUCAACUU
This is a messenger RNA of Culex quinquefasciatus (southern house mosquito), 850 nucleotides long. RefSeq lists its product as uncharacterized. NCBI's taxonomy places the organism in Eukaryota, Metazoa, Arthropoda, Insecta, Diptera, Culicidae. Bases 261 to 587 code for a protein of 108 amino acids. The record is from RefSeq and is a predicted model, not a curated record. The transcript has 2 exons. Gene Ontology annotation, molecular function: nucleic acid binding.